Molecule: messenger RNA, 1614 nt
Organism: Ostertagia ostertagi
Lineage: Eukaryota; Metazoa; Nematoda; Chromadorea; Rhabditida; Trichostrongylidae
Source: the annotation of a GenBank genome assembly
AUGUCCUCUGAACAGAACAGAGGAGCAUGUCUUGUUGCUCGAGCAGUUCCGCCGGUACUGGCUAGCUUCACGGCACAGGACAUGUCUGACAGAUUGGAGAAACUCACCAUCAAUGACUCCACCACACAACGGAAAAUUGAUAAGAUUGCGAACAAUGUCAGUCCAUCCGAUUUUGUUUCGCUGCAAAGUAUCAGAUCGUCAGCUUUAGCUCGCAAAACGGCGACUUCUUCAAAAUUUUGCAGCAGUGGGCCAUCUCUCUUCAAUGACCUACUCAACAAGGAUCAUGGAGACGUCACUAAUGGAAAAGUGGAUACGUCAAAAGAAAUAGCUGGAAGAGAGAAAGCGAAAGAUGAGAGUGAUCAUGGAGGAAACAACGAAGCGGAGAAGACUAAAGAGAAUGACUUACUGUCGCGUGGUCCUGUGAAGAAUGUGCGAUCUUCUCAGGGUCAUCAUCCAUACAGCAUAAGUCCAAUCCAAUAUGGAACUGCAGUACAAAGCGCAGUUCAUGACUACUCAUCUUUCUCCUUCUAUGGAAAUGGAUACGAAUAUGGAAGCGCAUGGACAGAUAGCCCGGAAGCGUUUGGAUAUUUUUCUUCAUCGUCGUCACCGGACUCGGCCGGGCUAGACCAUGGCUACCAUUCCAGCUCUCCAGUUCAGAAAUCACCGCAGAGAAAUUCGUCAACAGACCACACUCUCAACAAAGAUGAGCUGUCUAAUUUACUGGAUUCUUCGGAAUUACCUGAUCCAUUGGUGGAUUUUAUACUCAAGUAUUCUCGCCGCUACACUGAAGAAAAAACACUAGUGGAGCCUCAUUCGAGUCCGAAACAUCGUCCUCCUUCUGCAGAUUCUGGCCUUGAUUCUCCAAUGUCCGCUCGUUCCGCUUCACACGCCAGUCCCGAAAUACCGACUGGUGGCAGCAGUGGUCCAGCUACGCCAUCUUUUAAUCAGACACGUCUCAGCCCGAGCAAAGGACUUGAUCGUACAGCAAAGCAGAAUCUUCGUGCACUAAUACCAGAUAGCGAAAUGGAUGAUGCAUGGGCGUGGACUCUGAAAUGUAUCCAGUUCGCUCCUGGCACACUGACUCAUCAAGACGACGAUCACGACACACUUCUACAUAUUGUUAUUUCUCAUCACGAUCUUGCUAAGAUCUACUCUCUGGUCGAACAGCAGCUUAAACUUGACAACGUCAAGGAACGUCGACCUUUUGACGUACCGAAUCGGUACAACGAGACACCAUUGUUCCUUGCAGUUCAACAACAGCUGAAGGAGGUGGUUGCAUACCUACUCGAAGUUGGUGCAGAUCCGAAUGUACAGUCAGCGCGUCCGGAAAGGGAAGGAGCUCUACACUACGCAGCCGCUAGGGGCUUCAACGACAUCAUUCUUUGUGCUAACAGAGAACUGCGUAUCAACGAGUUGAAUGGUCGUGGUCAAACUGCUCUACAAUGUGCUAUUAUCAAUCACGGCGUUAUCGACGACCGAUCGCAGAAAGUCAUUGACAGUCGCGACAUAAUUGUGACACUCUUGAAGGCUGGAGCCGAUCCCACAAUUGUGAGUGUCACAAUUAUGUCGCGACUGUCAAUGACUUUCUGCGAUCGGUCGUCGAUAACGCCGUGA